Trifolium pratense (red clover) is the source of this 4820-nucleotide messenger RNA. RefSeq names its product disease resistance protein RUN1-like. Gene Ontology annotation, molecular function: ADP binding; protein binding. The coding region runs from base 1121 to 4576 and encodes 1151 amino acids. The record is from RefSeq and is a predicted model, not a curated record. Gene Ontology annotation, biological process: signal transduction; defense response. The transcript has 9 exons. Lineage: Eukaryota; Viridiplantae; Streptophyta; Magnoliopsida; Fabales; Fabaceae.
UUAAUAUAACUUUACAUUAAUUUAUUGUCUCAUCAGCGUUUUUUAUUGGUCCUCGUGCUUCUAUGCUUUGAGGAAGUUUAGAACUUCCAAUAUAAACUGUUUGCUUUUUCGUAUGAGUGUUCAAAUCCAAAUUAAAUCGGAAACUGCAAAAAACCGAAUACUUUUGGAUGUGUUCGGAUGUCAUUUUGUGAAAAUCGUUGAAUUGGAAUUUGGAUUUGUUGUGAAUCCGAAGAAACCACACCAAUAAUCCUUUUAGUGUGUGAAGCAAACGAAUAAGUAACCAAAACAAAAUGGAAUAAGCAAUUAAACACAAAAGCUAAAACUAUGAAAGCCAUAAAGAACACGAUGAAUACCCAGUUCGGUUAAAACCAACCUACUCUGGGGGAGAGAGAGCUCUCCGUUCCACUAUCGAUAGAAAACUUGAUUACAAUGAGAUUCAACAGAACGAGUGGGGCUUCCACGUGCUAAACAGGAAAGACAUAAAAGGGUUAAACAUGUCUGAUUUAUGGUACUCGGCCAAGCUAAACUGGGAAGACAUGGUGACAAGAGGAACACGACUACAGGUUGAGAGAGUAGAAGAAAGCAGCAGCAACAACAGCAACAUUGCUCCCAAAAUCCAGCUUCCUUACAAUUGGUUACUAUCUACCAAAGAUGAUGUUGAGAAUGAAGAAGCUAAGGGGAAAGAAAUUAAUCUCUUUAAUCUAGGCUUUUAGACAAGCAUUCUACAGCGAAAUGCCACGCAGUAUCUUCUCCGAGCCAUGAGUUUGGUUGUGAGAAAGUUCGUGGGUGCUUUUGGAACAAAGACUUUUGAAAGGGAGGAAGAUCACACACUCCUCGCCUUCUCCAACUUAGGAACUCAUAGAAGAUGGACUCAAACUCAUCGUCAACAAAUUCUGGUGAUGAAAUUAUUGCUGGACACGUGAAGAGAUAAUUUGGCAAGGACAAGGAGGAAUGGGUGGAGAUUAAGAGUCACUGACCCACACCACACCCUUAGUUUUCCUUCUUGGAGGCUGGAGCCUUGAGUCAGUCAGUAUAUUAAUAGCUCAUUUGUCUUCCUUCAACGGCACAAGCUUCUCAUUCUCGGCACUGUGUAUAUCCAACUUCAAUAUUAUUUUCAGAUAUGUCUGCCUCUUGCUCGUCCUUUCAACCAUCUUCCGAUCCUAACCUAUUGGAUUUGGGUUCUUGCAGUAUCCGAAGUAAUAGAUAUAGAUAUGAUGUAUUUAUCAGUUUUAGAGGUUCUGACACUCGCAAUGGCUUUGUCGGCCAUCUCUACGGUCAUCUAGUUAGAAAAGGUCUUAUCGUUUUCAAAGAUGACAUAGAACUUCGGAGAGGAGAAUAUAUUGCACCCCAACUUUUGCAAGCAAUUAAAGAUUCACGAGUUUCUAUUGUUGUCUUCUCGAAAGAUUAUGCUUCCUCAACUUGGUGUUUGGAUGAAAUGACUGCCAUUGAUGAAUGCCGUGCUGAACUAAGACAGACUGUUUUCCCUAUUUUCUAUGAUGUUGAUCCAUCUCAUGUCCGAAAACAAAAUGGAGUGUAUGAGAAUGCCUUUGUUGUACACACUGAGUCAUUCAAACAUGAGCCACACAGAGUUGAUGGGUGGAAGAAAGCUAUGACCUAUUUGGCUGGAUUAGGUGGCACAGAUGUCAGGAAUAAGCCAGAAUUUGAUAUGAUUGAAACAAUUGUUCAGGAUGUAACAAACACAUUGAAUCCGAAAUUGUCAGGGUGUUAUGAUCAUCUUAUUGGAGUAAGACCUCGUGUCGAAGCAUUAGAAAGACUUUUAAACUUAAAGUCAGAGGACAAUGCUUUUCGGGUUUUAGGAAUACGGGGGAUGGAUGGCAUAGGAAAAACAACUCUUGCAAAUGUCUUGUAUGAUACAAUCGCAUAUCAAUUUAGUGCUUGUUGUUUUAUUGAGAAUCUUAGCACAAUUUAUAGGGAUGGCGAUGCUAUUGCUGUCAAGAAACAAAUUCUUCAUCAAACUUUGAAAGAAAAAAAUCUGGAUGCAUACAAUCUCUCUGAAAUAUCUAAAAUUUUAAAAAAUAGGCUAUAUAACAUGAAGGUCCUCAUAGUUCUUGACGAUGUUGAUCAAUUUGAGCAACUAGAUGAAUUGCACAUAGAUCCCAAAUUACUACAUCCUGGAAGUAGAAUAAUCAUAACCACUAGAGAUGUGCAUAUUCUUGAAUUGUAUGGAGCGAAUAUAAUUCAUGAGGUUGAAUUGAUGAAUGAUUAUGAUGCUCGGGAACUUCUAUGUAGAAAAGCCUUCAAAAAUGGUAAUUCAAGCAAUGAUUAUGCAGAACUUAUUUCUAAUGUACUAAGAUACGCUCAAGGUCUUCCAUUAGCAAUUAAAGUAAUGGGUUCUUUCUUGUAUAAUAAAAAUACCACCCAAUGGAAAGAUACCUUGAAAGGAUUAGAGAAGAAUCCGAAUAGUGAAAUUCUGAAAGUUCUCAGGUCAAGUUUCAAGAGACUUGAGAGAAGAGAGAAAGAAAUAUUUUUGCAUAUUGCUUGUUUCUUUGAUGGGGAGAGGGAGGAUUAUGUGAGGCGAGUUCUAGAUGCUUUUGGAUUGCAACAUGAUAUUGGAAUUUCACUAAUUGCUAAGAAAUCAUUCAUAACCAUUCAAAAUAAGAAAAUUUAUAUGCAUAAAAUGUUUCAAGAGUUGGGGAAAAAAAUUAUUCGGGAACAACAUCCUAAUGAGCCAAGACUAUGGAGUAGAUUGUGGCUUUAUUGUGAUCUCCAUGAUGCGAUUAUAAAAUCGGAAGCAAUAUGUGCUAAAGCCAUAAUUCUAAAUCAAAAGGAGGAUGUUAGCAAAUUCAAACAGUUGAGGGAUGAAGAUUUAGCAAAAAUGAAGAACUUGAAAGUGCUCAUAUUAAAUCAUACAAAAUUUUCAGGAAGCUCCAAAUUUCUUUCCAAUUCCCUACGCUAUCUUUUGUGGAAUGGUUGUCCUAUGGCGUAUUUGCCAUCAAAUUUUCAACCAUAUAACCUUGUAGAAUUGAAUAUGCCUAAUGGUAGCAUUGUACAACUAUGGGAAGACAUCCAGGAACUCCCCUUUUUGAAAAGGAUGGAUAUCAGCAACUCCAAAAAUCUAAAGGUCACUCCAAGGUUUGAAGGGAUGCAAUAUCUCGAGAGGCUAGAUCUUACAGGAUGCAUAAAUUUGUCGGAGGUGCAUCCAUCAAUUGGACUUCUGGAAAAACUUGAAUUCUUGAGUUUGCAGAACUGUACUAGUCUAGUUAACCUUGAUUUUGGAAAUGCAGCUAGAUUAUGGUCUUUAAAAGUUUUGCGUCUCUCUGAUUGCAAGAAACUUGAAAACACUCCGAAUUUCAGUGGAUUGAUUUUUCUACAAUAUCUUGAUAUGGGCCGAUGUGCAAGUAUAUCCACGAUUCAUGAAUCUAUCGGGACUCUUGAAAACCUCAGAUUCAUAAGUUUGAGAGACUGCACAGAUCUUGUUGAAAUACCUGCACAAUUAUUGAGAUCUCUUACAACUCUAGAUCUUUGUGGAUGCUCUAAAUUCAAUAAGCUGUCAUUGAGACAUAUUUCCACUUCUCAAUCUCUGCAAUCUUUGAUUUUUCUAGACUUAAGUUUUUGCAAUAUUGUUAAAGUACCUGAUGCUAUUGGAGAAUUUAGGUGUUUAGAAAGACUAAAUCUUCAGGGAAAUAACUUUACUGAACUACCCUCCACUUUCGGUGGACUUGACAAUCUAUCAUAUUUAAACUUGUCUCAUUGUCAUAAGCUUCAAAGUUUGUCUUAUCUCCUACCAGCAAGAUCUAGUUCAGUGGGAAGAUAUUUUAAAACAACACCUGGAACCCGUAAUCAUAGAUCAGGAUUAUAUAUUUUUGAUUCUCCCAAUUACAAGAAGCAUGUAUCCUUCUAUGACUACGAAUAUUAUUUCGGUUGGUUAUUCACUCGCUGGGUAAAAAGACUAGUUAUGAAACCUCUUCACUUUCGAUGUGGCUUUGACAUUGUUCUUCCUUUGCAUGGAGAUCAUACCACUGAUUGUGAUGUAAAUCUUGCCAUUCCAAGGUAUUUCCGUCACCGGUAUAAUGGGAGUUCAAUAGCAAGGAUGACUGUUCCUGUUCUGGAUGUCGACUGGCUCGGCUUUCUCUUUUAUGUGACAUUUGAUUUAAAUAAUCAUAAUCAGCAAUCGUCAUCUUCACAACUGCCACAUCCAUUUUAUCUUUCUUUUGAGAGUGAAUUCAAAGAAGAACGAUUUGAUAUGGCACUUAAUUUGGAACUAAACAAGGUUGAUGGAGAACAUUACAUUUGGAUGAUCUAUAUAUCUCAGGAACAUUGUCAUUUUGUAAAAACAGGAGCACACAUCACAUUUAAAGCCCGCCAAGGUUUGAUUAUCAAGGAAUGGGGGUUGCGUCUCAUAACCAAGAAAGACACACAGGGCUCAAUGAUGGAAAUGAGUGUACCAGUACAUCUUCCUUUAGAGAAUGUGAAAGUAAAACAAAGAAGCGACAGCAGUAGCUUUGAGCCCAAAAUCCAACUUCCUUACAAUUGGUUUGUUUCUGACAAAGAUGAAGCCAAUGGAAAAGAAACCGAUCUCUUUAAUCUUGGCCUUUCAACCGAAAUACCACAGUGAAAAACACAAUAUAUUCUCCAGACCUGAGAUGUAUGGUGUCUGAUCUUUGCUUUGGCAUCUAUAACCACUAGCUCAAUCUAUAAGGACUCAAGUUUGCGGAAUAGUACUACACAGACAAAAACAAUCGGGUGCUGGGAGUUGGGAACAUGAUGAAGUGUUUUAAUAUAACAAUGUGUUUAGCUUUCCGAAUUUUAGUAUUAAUGUUGUGAGAGUGCUUCUAAUUAUUUGAAGUUUUGUCUGUUAA